CAAGCAAACCAGGAAAUAAUGAUUUAAAUGUACAAUGUUUGGUACCAGAAACAGAGGACGUCAAGCCUGAUACAAACUGUUUAGCCUCGUAACGUCCCCUAAAAAAGAUUAACGUUUGGCUGCUUGUAGCGUUCAAGUCUACGCAGACCACUAAACUUUGUGUCUGUCCUGGACAUUUGUAUCGAUAAAGUUUGAAUUUGAACCGCAUACCACUGCUAACAUGAUGGCGGCUGAUCAAACUGUUCACGGAGUUCCUCCUUCCCUGUCUGCUAAAGUGGUUGGGUCAUUUGCCUAUUUGACUGUGAGAGACAGAUUGCCAACCAUCCUGACUAAAGUUAUUGACACAAUACAUCGCAACAAAAACAAGUUUUUCGAAGAAUAUGGAGAGGAGGGUAUCCAGGCAGAGAAGCAAACAAUAGGUCUGCUGUCUAAGAUGAGGAAUGAGCUGCAAACUGAUAAGCCAGUAAUACCACUGACAGACAGCUUGCAAGACGCGGAGUGUUGGAACCAGUAUCUGCAGAAACAUCAGAAACUGCACGGAGACCAGGAGUCUGUCAGCUGGUUCAAGUCCCCAUGGCUGUAUGUGGAGUGCUACAUGUACCGCAGGAUACAUGAGGCCCUCUGGCUGAAUCCUCCCAUCAGUGACUAUGACGUCUUCAAUGAAGGAAAGACUCAGAGCUUUUUUGAGUCUCAGCAGGCAGUGAUGACCAUAUGUACACACUUGGAGGGCAUCAACAGCAACAUUGAGAAUCUCUCCAAGAAUCAGCUGUUUGAGCAUUUCGACAAACUGCUACAGGUUUCCUUAUGGGGGAACAAGUGUGAUCUCUCUAUCUCUGCUGGCCAAGACAACUCCCAGAAGACCAGUCCAAUAGAUUCCCUCGUCAGCCUACAACCCUUGAUCUUGGUGAAUGACUCCAACACGGUAUGGUCAACUCUUAUUUCUGCCCAGACGCACGCACGGUCAGAGAAAACCACAGUCAGAGUGGACAUUGUUCUAGACAACGCUGGCUUCGAGCUUGUCACUGACUUGGUCUUAGCCGAUUUCCUGGUUUCCUCUGGCCUUGCCCAUGAGGUCCAUUUCCACGGCAAAUCCAUUCCUUGGUUCGUCUCUGAUGUCACAGCUCACGAUUUUCAGUGGACCAUCCAGCAGACCAUGGCGGCCAAUCACAAGUGCAUGUCAAAGAUUGGAUACCAGUGGAAGAGCCACCUGAAGGACGGCGUGUGGUCCUAUCACGAUCAUCCCUUCUGGACACAGCCCCAUGAGUUCUGUGACAUGGCCGCUGAUGCACCCGACCUGUAUGCUAACCUGCAGGGGGCAGACCUGGUGCUGUUUAAAGGGGAUCUCAACUACAGGAAGCUGGUGGGGGACAGAGACUGGGAUCACACAGUGGGCUUUGGUACUGCAUUACAAGGUUUUGGGCCUGCGCCGCUGUGUAGCCUGAGGACUCUCAAGGCCAACGUACAGGUCGGUCUGCAGCCUGGCCAAGCGGAGAAGCUCACCUCCCAUGAACCAGACUGGAUGACCUGCAGCAAAUACGCUGUCAUUCAGUUCUACAGCUCAAAGGCGGAACAGAAAGACUGAGCUCAGGAUCUCCCUGCGCACACGUGGAUUCAUAAGAACAUUACAGUAAGAAGUACCUUAAGGAGUUACCUUCAAGCCAUAAGACCAUUGAGUCAUUGAGGUUGUAAAAGGGUGUUUUGUUUUUCUUUUCGAAAGCUAAUACUUCAUCGUGUUAGAUGCACAGUAACAGAAAUGUCCUUAGCUUUUAUUUUCAUAACAUAUUUGUACCAUGUCAUACUUGCAAUGUUAGCACUUAAGUCAUGAUGUUUACAGGUUAAUGUAGAUGCUAUUAACAAUUCAUUAUAACAUUUUAAAUUGAUUGAUAAUACAUCUCCUUUCAGUGAUGAUUAAAGUAAUAUUUAGUUUGAUUUGAAUUCAGCUAGGUUGUUUAACUCGUUAAUUUGCAUGCAUAAAAACAUGCAGCCAUUUUAUCUUCACCUAAACCAGGUUCUCACAUAACUUUAUGACUCAUUCAAUUAUAAAGAUGUUAGUGUUAUUUGGGCAGAAUAACAGUAAGCAUGUGUACUUGUUUAGUUUAAAAUGGCAACCAAGAUUUCUGUAUAAAAUGGAUUAAAAUUGAUGUCUCUGUGCACACUGUUAUGUCAUCAAAUGAUCUUUGUCGUGGUGUCAGUACCUCAGAGGUCAUGUUACCUGGAUUCUUCUCAAUACUGCUGGGGUAAAUGAUCAGUUUCUCGAAUGGAUUUGAUUUAAUAAAGGUAAUUGACUGACUGAUAUUUUUCCCAAUGUCAUACUUUACAGGCUGAGGGACACAAGAUGUGGGAAAUAAUGACACUAUCAGAAUAAUCCAUCAGAUGGCUUUUUGUUAUCUAGUUCGUGACUCAAGAUGGUUUGUUCAUUUCAGCAAUUAUUUUGAACAAAAUCACCUUAUGUUGGGACUAAUGUUUCAAUAUAUGAGAAUCCAUUAGUUACAUUUUUCAUCAGUAGUUUGACAUUUGUCCUUGAUAUUAGUCAGUGUCGACCUAGCAGCUGGUAAAACUGCUACAUUCAUUUUAGGCAUAAUUCAGGCUGCUCACAUGCGUUGUGAAUUUGGUCUGUCAUAAAUAUCAAGUCAAUUAUGGCAAGAAGCAACCCAGCUUCUCGGGCCAUGUAGGUGAAUUAGCUGUUUCCAAUCUCACGCUUUUAUUUUCCUGUUUUCUAAUGCAACAGCGUCUCCAUUUUAUCCUGGGGGAAAUUCAAAGAAAUAUGUAUUGGAGCUACUUGUUUAACACUUGACCUGACAUGUUCUGAAAAUUGGGCUGUUUAUCCAAGAAAGAUGUUGCACAGAAGGGGAAUUUUUGGUCACUGUGCCAAAUGUUCACGUUGUCCUCCGAGGGGGAGGCUGCUGAUCUUAUUCAUCUUAUGCAUUUCCUGCCUUAUUGACUGUCAUCUGAAAGUUUCACUAGAAAAUUACUAUAUUGUUUUUCAAGCCCUGUAUUAUUCAAAUUUCUAUCAACAUUGAAUCCUUCAUCUAUACUGCACACACUGCUCCUUUGCUUUAAUUUGUUUAUAGUGUUCUAUCUCAUCCCUGACUUGUAAUCAUUACCUGAUAAUAGAGUAAUGAUUAACUUGUACAUAUUCUGCUCCUACGCAAUAUUGCAUCUUCCUUUUUAAAUAAAGUGCCACUAGAAAAAUA
Messenger RNA from Gymnodraco acuticeps, 3194 nucleotides. It is a transcript of the gene dcph1, whose product is annotated as acidic residue methyltransferase 1. The transcript has 5 exons. The record is from RefSeq and is a predicted model, not a curated record. Gene Ontology annotation, biological process: DNA damage response. Bases 221 to 1582 code for a protein of 453 amino acids. NCBI's taxonomy places the organism in Eukaryota, Metazoa, Chordata, Actinopteri, Perciformes, Bathydraconidae. Gene Ontology annotation, molecular function: phosphatase activity. Gene Ontology annotation, cellular component: nucleus; cytoplasm.